UGAUUCUUGGAUAAAUAGCUCUUUUAUUCCACACAGACCAAGGGAAAGUGGGAUAGAAGCUUGGAAAUGGAAACAUGGCAUGAUCUAGCUAACGUGUACACCAGCUUGUCACAAUGGAGGGAUGCUGAGGUCUGUCUGUCAAAAUCUAAAGCUAUCAGUCCUUUUUCCGCUUCUAGAUGGUAUUCUACAGGUCUACUUAAUGAAGCUAAGGGGUUCCACCAAGAAGCUCUGAGAUCGUACAGGAAGGCAUUAGAUGUUGAACCCACACAUGUUCCAAGCUUAAUAUCUACUGCCUGCAUCCUCAGACAGCUUGGUGGCCAAUCAAUGCCCAUAGUUAGAAGCUUUCUGACCGAUGCACUUCGACUUGACAGAUCAAACCCUGCUGCCGGGUACAAUCUGGGGUUGCUCUACAAGGCUGAUGCUAGUGCGUCAGCCCUAGACGCUGCUGAAUGCUUUGAGGCUGCUGCUCUUCUUGAAGAAUCUGCACCAAUUGAACCCUUUAGAUAA
Messenger RNA from Theobroma cacao (cacao), 507 nucleotides. RefSeq names its product protein NPGR2-like. Gene Ontology annotation, molecular function: protein binding. The record is from RefSeq and is a predicted model, not a curated record. Lineage: Eukaryota; Viridiplantae; Streptophyta; Magnoliopsida; Malvales; Malvaceae.